AUGACACAACCACGUUUCUUACAGGCAUUGGCGGACAGAGAGGCGGUUGAGGUGAAGAUGAACGAUGUUGGGUUUGUUUCUUUUAUCAGCACCGGCUGCAAAGCUAUUGGAACGCAGGAUUUGAAUGGCUGUAUGGCAGUCAUCAUGGCAUCCUCUCAGGGUGCCGUGCUGGCCCAUAUUUCCCCGCUACCUAGAUGUACCACAGAUCCAGAUGCUUCAAUCAACCACACUCGGGAGUUUAUGGCAAAAUUCGUCCGCAUGUUUCAUGACAAUUUGGGAGGGCUAGAACUCAAGAACUCUGUUUUGGUAUACGCAAUGUUUCAGGGACAGGUCGGGAUGCCAGAUCAACGGGAUUUUAUCAACAGUGUUCUCUUGGAGAACGUGAACGAAGACCAAUUUCCAAGAGAGUACUCCUACACUGUGCGACCGGGCGGUCAUCCUGAUCCGGCUAAGGGUACUGUCUUUAUUGACGGUCGAGCUGGUCGUCCGAAGCUCUAUGUUGAAGACAUCGAAAGGGAGCUGCUCAGACCCUAG
Aspergillus viridinutans is the source of this 534-nucleotide messenger RNA. RefSeq lists its product as uncharacterized. The record is from RefSeq and is a predicted model, not a curated record. The transcript has a single exon. Lineage: Eukaryota; Fungi; Ascomycota; Eurotiomycetes; Eurotiales; Aspergillaceae. Bases 1 to 534 code for a protein of 177 amino acids.